Aphanomyces invadans is the source of this 735-nucleotide messenger RNA. RefSeq lists its product as hypothetical. Gene Ontology annotation, cellular component: cytoplasm; microtubule cytoskeleton. Gene Ontology annotation, molecular function: GTP binding; GTPase activity. The transcript has 3 exons. NCBI's taxonomy places the organism in Eukaryota, Oomycota, Saprolegniomycetes, Saprolegniales, Verrucalvaceae. Gene Ontology annotation, biological process: cilium assembly. The record is from RefSeq and is a predicted model, not a curated record. Bases 68 to 625 code for a protein of 185 amino acids.
UUUCACGCUGGCCCAACCGCCGGCCAGUUGACACCGCACAUAGUUCAACUUUAGUUGGUUUGAUCACAUGGGUCUGCUCACGCUCCUCCGCAAGCUCAAGAAGGAUGACUCGGAAGCCCGAAUCUUGGUGCUCGGCCUCGACAACGGCGGCAAAACCACGAUCCUGAAGAAGUUGUCGGAAGAGGACAUCAGUCACAUCAUGCCAACGCAAGGUUUCAACGUCAAGAGUCUGCAGGUGGAUGGGUUCAAGCUCAAUAUGUGGGAUAUUGGCGGUCAAAAGACGAUUCGCCCGUACUGGCGAAACUACUACGAGCAAACGGACGCCCUCAUUUAUGUGAUCGACAGUGCGGAUCGCCGCCGCUUGGAAGAAACCGGUGUCGAGCUGAACGCGCUACUCGAAGAAGAGAAGCUCAGCUCGGCUUGCUUGCUUGUCUUUGCUAACAAACAAGAUUUGCUCAAUGCGUUGCCUGCGUCCGAGAUUUCGACGGCGUUGAACCUGAGCUCAAUCCGCAACCGACCAUACCAAAUCCAGGCAUGCUCGGCCAAAACUGGCGAAGGCUUGCAAGAAGGCAUGGAAUGGAUAGUCGGAAAGGUGGGCGAAGAGCGUGGCCGCGAGGCCAAGUAAAUGAACACCUGUGGCACUUGCUUUGCUGCCGAUUCGACUUUGUUUUCCUCGGUAGUGCCCUCUGCAGCUCUUGGCGUAACAAUAACAAUGCAUGGCUCAUACUUGAUCGA